AUGUCACCCAAGGGCCAGACCCUUUGCCUCCUGCUAACGGUGGCCUGCCCGUGGCUGCCCUGUGAGGCCAUCGAGUAUGUUGAGUUCCUGAAAAGGCACCUGGACUACCCCAAGUCCACCUUUGGAAAUGACAACGCCUAUUGCGAGGCGAUGAUGCACGACAGAGGCAUGUUGUGUUGGCAGAGCAACACCUUCGUCCACGCCAGCGAGUACGAGGUGCAGUCCCUCUGCAGCUCCAGGGGGCACCUGGUGGCAGAACUGGAGAGGAGCUCCAUCCCCUUCCCCAUCACCGUCUGCUCCAGGAGAGGGAAGAAGCCCCAAGGGGCUUGCAGCUACGAGGGGAAGAGCCUGACCAAGGAGAUCUGGGUCACCUGCCUGAAAGGCCUCCCCGUCUACUUCAACAAAUAUGGGUAG
This is a messenger RNA of Heteronotia binoei (common prickly gecko), 414 nucleotides long. RefSeq names its product ribonuclease-like. The record is from RefSeq and is a predicted model, not a curated record. The transcript has a single exon. Gene Ontology annotation, molecular function: nucleic acid binding. Lineage: Eukaryota; Metazoa; Chordata; Lepidosauria; Squamata; Gekkonidae. Bases 1 to 414 code for a protein of 137 amino acids.